UGGGUGGGUGGAAUGUUCCAGAAUUGGGCGGCUGAGGAAUCGCCUCUUGGUUGUGUGUUGCCUUGCAGUUACACGAAACAAAAUCGACCGACCGUCUCGCUUAAGUCUAAAGCAGAAGUAGUCGCACGUGGAAUGGCUAUAUCCGCAUAGCAUGCGCCUAGUAGCAUAUAGUAGCAAUUUCUAACCGACGUCUGUAAAGAGUAUUUUUUCGCAGUGGUCAACUCAUUGCUUGUUCGGAAGACAGUGAAAGAGUAGAUAAUAUACGGAAAAUGGACGGCGGCGUAACAGUAAUCACCAACCCCACUGUAUCGGUGCGGCUCACUAGCACACUUAAUUCGUUCGAGGUAAAUCGACGAUUCAACAGAGGCAUGACUAUCGCUGAGUUCAAGAGCAAAUUAGAACUGGUGACUGGUACCCCAGCUUCUUGCAUGGACCUCCAGCUGUUCAGUGUCUCGGACAAGUUCUUGCAGAAGCUGGAUGACAACGAGGCCCUGUUAGGCUCUUACGCUGUGGAUGAUGACUGCAGGAUCCAUGUGAUUGACCGGAGUGGUGCCCAGACUGGCGAGUUCACUGACUUGUCAAAGGUGGAGAAGUAUGAAAUGGCUGAAGAUGCCUAUGAUAAAAGAACAGACUCGGCACGUUCCUUCUUGAAGAAGAAAAAGGUGGGGCGUUUCAAUGAAGAGGAGUCGUCGCGACGGGAGGCGGAGCAGGCGAAGCGCGAGGAGGAGGAGAAAACCGCUUCGGCUGCUAUCGCCGUCGGCAGCCGCUGCCAGGUGCAUGUUGCUGGGCAACCAACCAAGAUCGGCACUGUGAUGUUUGUCGGGACUGCAGAGUUCAAGCCAGGUUACUGGGUGGGCGUGAAGUACGAUGAGCCACUAGGCAAGAAUGAUGGCAGUGUCAGUGGGAAACGCUAUUUUGAAUGUCAGGCCAAAUAUGGGGCCUUCGUGAAGCCGACGGCGGUGACAGUGGGAGAUUUUCCUGAAGAAGACUAUGGUCUGGAUGAGAUGUAAGACUGGUCAAGCCAAGCAUCAGAAAGAACGGACACAACGGGAACCUGCCUGAGGGGCCUGGUUUGACCGGAAGCCGCUUCCAGCUGAUGUUUUUUGUCGUUACCAUUGUCUUUGUUUUGUUUAAGAUAGUAGUGGAGAUCUUGGUUCUGUCUUCUGAAAUCUAACAUGCUUCUGUCAACUGUAGUCUGCGCAGAAGGCAACAGUCAUAACUCCAUCAUUUUAUAAUGACAGUCACAGUUCUAAUCAAAGAUUAGAUGUAAACAUUGAUGUGUGUAGUCCACCGGUUAUGUGGUUUGGCUUUAUUCAGUAUUAACGUCUAGAUGACGGGAGGAUAUUGGCUUGAUAAGAAAGUGGAGCUACAGCAGGUGGAUGCCCAAACCACAUUUUUUUUUAUCAGCAGUACCGAUCUAGUCAGCGUUUUGUGAAAACUUCUUGCUCAGCAUGUUUCAGACCUUAUCUUUUGGCUGAUCAGCUGUUUUUGUUCUCAACAUAACCAUUUUUUGCUGCAUAAUAGUCGAAUAAUUAAUUGAAUUUGGGUGGUUCUGUGUCACUUGUCACGGGGAAUGAAGAAACGGUUUUUGGCCAUAAUUAUUUUUGUAUUUGAAUCAGUUGUCGGAUUAAAGCUUUGAAUACACUA
This is a messenger RNA of Paramormyrops kingsleyae, 1647 nucleotides long. RefSeq names its product tubulin folding cofactor B (gene tbcb). The record is from RefSeq and is a predicted model, not a curated record. Gene Ontology annotation, biological process: post-chaperonin tubulin folding pathway; tubulin complex assembly; cytoplasmic microtubule organization. Gene Ontology annotation, cellular component: nucleus; microtubule plus-end; cell cortex. Gene Ontology annotation, molecular function: microtubule plus-end binding; alpha-tubulin binding. NCBI's taxonomy places the organism in Eukaryota, Metazoa, Chordata, Actinopteri, Osteoglossiformes, Mormyridae.